Podarcis muralis (Common wall lizard) is the source of this 4554-nucleotide messenger RNA. RefSeq names its product hepsin (gene HPN). Lineage: Eukaryota; Metazoa; Chordata; Lepidosauria; Squamata; Lacertidae. The record is from RefSeq and is a predicted model, not a curated record. Gene Ontology annotation, molecular function: serine-type endopeptidase activity; serine-type exopeptidase activity. Gene Ontology annotation, biological process: proteolysis. Gene Ontology annotation, cellular component: membrane.
UCCUCCCCGCCGCCCCAGGUGGGGAAGCUGUCUUGCGCAAGGAAGCACUUCUGAGCCCGGGAGACCUGCCCUGUCUCUGGCUUUUCAGCCAUGAAGAUCGCGCCCCCCUUAGCGGGAAGGCAAGUACCCCGGUGAGGGCAGCGAGGGCUUCCAGAUUCCCUCCACCCACCUAGAAAAGGCCUCCUCUCCUGGAGGACCUGGAUUUUGGAAAGGAGGAUCCGGCAGGUUUGAUGAUUAACCAGUUCUGAAAUGGCUGAAAAAGAUGGGGGCCUGAAACGACGCAACUGGACUUCGCCUAAGGUGGUGGCUGUAGUAGCCAGCGGCUUCCUUCUCUUGGCUGCGAUCGGAGUUGGGAGCUGGGCUAUAGUGGUUUCUGUGCUCAGAAGUGAAGGUGAAAGCCUGUAUGUUGUCCAGGUGAGCUCUGGCGACCUGCGCCUCACUGUGUACGAUGAGAAUGAAGGGAGGUGGAGGCUGCUCUGUUCGUCGUCCUCCGAUGCCCAAGUGGCCACCCUCAGUUGCGAGGAGAUGGGAUUUGUCAGGUCUCUCUCCCAUUCAGUUCUGGCUGCUGACAGAGCAGGGGCCAAUGGGACGUCGGGCUAUUUCUGCGUGGACGAGUCUCGCCUACCUUUUGCGCGAAGGCUGAGCGAGGCCAUUGUGGUGUGUGAAUGCCCGACAGGCCGAUUCCUGGCAACGCUAUGCCAAGACUGUGGACGUAGAAAGUUGUCCAUGGACCGCAUUGUGGGAGGCCAGGACGCCAGCUUGGGCAAAUGGCCGUGGCAAGUCAGCCUGCGCUAUGAUGGGACGCACCUUUGCGGUGGCUCCAUCAUCUCCAAUGAGUGGGUUAUCACGGCUGCACACUGCUUCCCAGAGAGGAAUCGAGCACCGAGCAGGUGGCGGGUGUUUGUGGGGGCCGUUUCCCAGCGCUCUGCUAAGGGGCUGCAGGUGGGUGUGACAAGCGUCGUGUACCACGGUGGGUACCAGCCCUUCCUGGAUCCCAACAGUGAGGAGAACAGCAACGACAUUGCCCUGAUGCACUUGGCAACGCCCCUUUCCUUUAACGAAUAUAUCCAGCCCAUCUGCCUGCCAGCUUUGGGCCAGCCUUUGGUGGAUGGCAAGAUCUGUAUCGUUACUGGCUGGGGCAACACCCAGUACUAUGGGCAACAGUCUGACGUGCUGCAAGAAGCCAGCGUGCCCAUCAUCAGCACCAGUGUCUGCAACAGCCCCGACUACUAUGGCAGCCAGAUCAGGCCCAGGAUGUUCUGCGCUGGCUUUGCUGCUGGCGGAACAGAUGCCUGCCAGGGCGACAGCGGCGGCCCCUUUGUGUGUGAGGAUGGCAUCUCUCGGACUUCCCGCUGGAGGCUCUGUGGCAUUGUGAGCUGGGGCACUGGUUGCGCCCUGGCCAAUAAACCAGGGGUCUACACAAAGGUCAAUGACUUUCAAGGGUGGAUCUAUCGUGCCAUGAAGACUCACUCCCAUGCCAGUGGAAUGGUGAUCCAGGACUGAAGCCCCGGAAGAGGGAUGCUGAGCCGCCUCCGCCUCGCCAACCUCCCCCCCUUCCAGUGUGAGACUGCUGCUUUAAACAAAAUGGGGGCGGGGGCAGAAAUGACAUUUUACAGAGAACAAACAUUGUCCCAUCCAACUGUGUGCUCUGGCAUAGCCUUGUGGAAUAGGGCAGGGGAGCCCUUCUACACUGUGCAGUCACAGCUCCUCGCUGGCCCUUUAAACAUCUGCCAAUACGAUGCCUUUGCUUUGCCAGCCUUUCAAAGGGGUGCUUCUGGUUCUUUAAUGGCCCAUCUAGGAAUGAGGGCCAGUCUUGCUUCCCAGGACACCUGCGACUGGCUAAUCUGUGGUUGCUUUGGUGUGGCUCAUUACCCAGAUCACACGAACGUGAGACCCUAUCACUUUAAAGUAUUGAAUUCUGGCAGGUCAAGAAUUUCAAAAGCUAAGGCCCAGUCCUUGGAAGUUUUUCCCAGCUGUGAACAAGGGCAGAAGCUGCAUUUAAAGGGAAACCCCCACAGCAACUUCUCACACUACCCCAGUAUACACUCAGGAUGGAUGAAACCACCAUGAUUUCUGACUUGAAGCUGGGGUGUCCUGAUUGUCCUGAUUUCAAGGCUUGGUCUCCCCCUCCCAGUUCCACCCCAGCAGCGGAUCCUGCCUCCCUGCCCCUUGCAACGUGGCAGCCAGCUACGAGCUUGGCAGUGCGGCUUGAUGAUGUCAUUUCCCAGGAUGCCGCUGGAAGCUGAGACACACACACACAGAGACAGAGAGGCGGAGCAUGGUCUUAAAAGGGCUGUGGUGCAGAUUGGAGCCAGCAGCAGUGGGGGAGAGUCGUGAGCUGCUAGCAGGGUGGGGAAGAGGUCAGUGGGAAAAGGAAGGCAGGCUUGGUGCCCGGGGCUAGGGUCCCGCCCAGUAACUUGCGAGGUGCCAGCAGUGCCUCUGAGCAUGUACAGAAUGCAGACAAGCAUAUUUUGACCCCUCCUCCCACUCCCCCCCCAGCCAGAAACACCUUGCAUUCCUCAGAUGAAAAUGCCCUGAUUUCCAUCUGGGGAAUAUCGGAGGGUAUGCCCCAAGCCUUGUUCUGUGGACCUUUGGCUCUCAGGUGAUUUUGUCAGGUGAUUUCUCUAGGUCAUUGGUCUCCAAAUGGUAGGUUGCACCCUAAGAUGGGAUUGGUUGUGCAAGUGAUACCACCACCAUUUUCGUAUAUUUUUUUAAAAAAUUGUUCAGGGGUUUUAAAGAGCAAAUGUCGUAAGACAGACUUGGAGAGCAUAUGUGUUGUGUUAUACCAUGAAUAACAGAACUUACCACAGGGGAGACGGGGGAAACAGUUGAACCGACGACAGGAAGUCUUGAGGAGGAGAUACUCCUUUACUGCAGUUUGCUAAGGGCAAAUUUGGAACACAAUAGAAGCAGACCCAUGCAGAGGGGGUAGGGCGUUGGGUUCCCUUGCCCUGGGUCUCAGAGGGCUAAGCCAGCCAGUGCCACCCCCCUCCCCCUGCCAGGGACCGGCUGCUGUUUUAUUUGAGUUUAUGACUCAAGACUUCCGCCCCAGGCCUCAGACAUGGGCCUGAGUAAAAGAGUUUACUUCCACUUACCUGAAGUUUGCAACCAUUUUUAGGGAAACUGACAGGACCAAUAGAAAGCGGGCCCACAUUUUAUAUAGGGCAAAAUAUCAAUAUCUGACCCAAAGAGCCUCAUUUGGAGUCCAGGGAGGAUAUUACUGAGGGUUGGAUACCUUCCGCCAGUCUCCCGUUUCCCUUCUGGAUGGGAAGAUGUCAGGAAGGAUUGACCAGCUGUUCUGUGCAUUUUCCAUCUGUCCUUUUAACAAAAUUGAGUACCGUACAUUUUGAGGAGGGCUUUAUUAGGGUACUUUUAGCCCUCCAGUACAGACUUAAGAGUUAUGUUUGUAUCUUCCAUUGAGGAUCUGUUGCUGCCCCCACUCUAGCAUUGUUCACAGGUGAAAAUAGCCACCAAUAAUGUUGAAUCUGAUGGUUUUCCUCCAUCACAUGCACACUGUGGACUUGGAAAAAAGCCUAGCACAGAUGUAUGCACUGGGAAAUUAAGAACUAGAAGCUGCUUCAGUUUCGUAUUAGAAGUUCCAUUAAGGAUUAUUUUGGGUCUGCACACAAGUGAUACACCGGCCUUCCCAAAUGUGAUAACCUCCAUAAGCUUUGGACUACAUUUCCCACCAUGCCUGACCCAAUGGCCCUGGUGGCUGAUGGGAGUUGUAGUCUAGUCCAAUGCAUCUGCAGAGCACCAGCUUGAGGAAAGCUGUUGGAAUCAAAGGGUAACUUCUCACUUUCUUGACAUUCCGAUAAAUGUACAAGCACCCAGCUGUUCGAAAGCAACUGUACAGCUUUAGCACAGCCAUGCACACACUCACACUUAUUGAUUUGGUGGUAAUUUGUAAGUUACUGGCUGGGCUGAUCAGAUACAUUUGAUGCCGUGAUCAAAAAAGAAGAAGCUGAAAUAAAAACAUGUGGUUUGCCUGUCAUAGAAUCGUAGCAAUGCAGAGUUAGAUUGUCACCUAAUUCAACUCUCUGCAAUGCAGGAAUCCUGUUCACUGCCAUCUCUGGGUGGGCUUGAACCACCAACCUUCUGGUUGACAGCCAGAUGCACUAACCCAUUGCGUCACUGGAGCAUAUGAAGAAGCCCUGCUGGCUCAGGUCAAGGGCCAAUCUUAUCCAGCCUUUUUCUCUCUCACGGUGGGCACACAGCUGCCUGUGGGAAGCCCAUGUGCAAGGCCUGAGGGCAAUGGUGCUCUCCACACUUGUGAUUCUCAGUAGCUGUUAUUCAGAGGCGUGCUGCUGCCUUCAGCAGUGGAGGAGCACAGCCAUUGUGGCCUUAUCCUCCACAGAGUUGCCUACAUACAGUAAUAACCCAUCUGGGGCCAGGAAGUAUCCCAGAACAAUCUUCUAUUAUGUCUUCUGAUACUGUAAAUAGAUAACUAUGUUGGGUCUCCUCUGUCUUUUGGGACCAUGGAUCAGUUCACUUAGCUUGUAUAUAUUUGUGUAAUUAUGACAAUUACAGUAAAUAAAACCUGUUUUGAUUAUA